UGAUAUGGAAAGAUGGACAGAACAGACCCCAAGAUCCCGAAAAACGCUGGUUCAGGACCUCAUCUUGAGGUUGAAUUGGAAUUUGAUGAUAAUCAAUCGGCCAGACACAGCACAUUUGAAGACUUUGAAGAAACAAUAUAUCAGUUCCAGCAAUGCAAAGUGGAAGCAGCCGCAGAGUCUUUGCAAGCUGCGCAUAAGCAUUUCCUGAAUCUAACCCCAGAGAGCUUUGGAAACCCGACUGAUCACGAGAAGGAGCAGGUGGAUCGAGGUAGAAAGAUGUGUUUUAGUCAUUGUUCCGCUCCUCCACUCUCUGGUGUUGUUUUGUUAAACCCCGAGCUGACCUCAGAUAAGGAUGUCCAUUUUUAUGCCAGCUUUACUAUUGUCUUUGGUGCUGUUGCACUCAAGCUGCAUAAAUAUAAAAUAGCUAUAGACUUAUUUCAGCGAUGUUAUUCUCUUUUCACAUUUGAUACCACACCACUUUCUGAAAAAAACAUGCAAGUUAUCGAUAUUUUAAGAGCAGCAGCCAAGGCAAAUGUAGGCUGUGUUUAUCUCAUUAUGAGAGUUACAGACAAGGCUAGAGAUUAUCUAGAAUGCGCACUGGAGAUUUUUGAAACAUUUAAAAACAAAAGCAAAACUGACUCUCCAGAAAUAAACAUUGUUGCUAUACAAACAAACUUAAGCUUAGCUUACCAGUGUCAGAAGAACUACAUUGCUGCAGUGAAGUUGCAAGAGCGUCUUAUUCUGAAGGCCAAAGAUCCCAUUCUUCCCCCACAUUUGGUAGCUGCCAUACAUUACAAUAGAGCAGAGUUGUUCAUAGAGCUCAAAGAGCCUGUCAAAGCACUCAUGGAGCUGAGGACGUUGGAUUCACUAUCUGAGAGGAUGAACAACGAAGAAGCAAUAUUCUCGAAAUUUAUAUCUUCAAAAAUUUGUUUGGCGUAUCAAAAGAUUGGAGAUGUUGCUCGUGCAGAGAAAAUAGUGGAGCGCUUGACUUUUCCUUCUCUUUCGCCUGAAUCGCUAUCACCACCACUCUCGCCUUCUUCACAAUCGUUUUCGACAGCAUCGGGGUCAGGGCUAGGGUCAUUAUCAUCAUCAUCAUCACCGUCGUCAUCAUCAGUUUCAUCAUCAUCAUCAUCUUCAGCAGUUUCAUCAUCAUCGUCAUCGUCAUCGUCAUCAAUAUCGUCAUCUUCAUCGUCUGCUUCGUCACUAAUGUCUUCAUUUUCGUUUUUCUUUCCCGAUUUUGAAGUUGCCCUCGGAUGUAGUGGACAAUUCCACUGGGACUUCUUGUUCGCAACGAUAUUGAAUUUAGUUGAUUAUCACUUGAACGAUAAAAACUUAGACUUUGCAUCUUUCCUUGACGUUUUUGUACCAAUUUGCAAAGAAACGCUAGGGAAAAACCAUCCAACACAUGCAUCGUUUCUCUAUAGGCAAGGUGUUAGAUUCUUUCUGAUGAAAAAAAACUUGUCAUCAAAUAAUUUCUUUGAAGAAGCAUUGAGUAUUUUGACAAGUUUUGACUACGGUUCAGAUCACCCGGAUUUAGUGCAAUGUAAUAUCGCUCUUGCAAAGCUUUUACUGUGCGAGAACUUUCAAGAGGUUCCUCAGUUGAAGUCGCGCCCUGAACGAAGCUGGCGAGAAUUUCCUUGCAACGCGGCAGAUGGAGUUGUGAGCCCUGAUAUUCCAUCAUUUGGAGAAGACAAUAACAAGUGGGACAGCAACGAAGAAUUCAACGAACCAGGUAAAAUUUCUAGUCAAGAAAACAGUGAAGGUGAGCAUCACUACCGCCUUAAAAAUCCGUCCCAAAAGGAUAAAAAUGGAAGAAUCAGCAUCUCACAGGAGGUAAUGGAAACACCAAAUGAAGUCAGCGAUGGACGGAAUGGCGUUCUUAAAGCUUCUUUUCAGGGAGGAGAUGUGUUUGCAGACAGCGGUGAAAACCGCGAUGUACUUCCUACAAAUGGGGCUUACGGCCUUGACAAGGAUUGGAAUACCCAAGCUGUUGCCCUUCCAAAAACACCAGGAGAUUUCCAUGAGACUAAUUCGAAAAAAAAAAGAUCUCUUGGUUUGAAAGGUGGACGCCGAAGCGAUCUUCCGUCAGGCCACAGUUCACAAAGGGAUCAAAGUGAGGAUGACUUUGGAACAAAUCACAUCGGAAUAUAUCCCAGUUUUCUCGCACGUCAUUCUUGUGAGUGCCGUGCAUCUGAUGAGCGCUGGGAUUCUUGUGGCCCAUGUGAAGAUUUUGAAUUGCCUGUAGGUACACACUCCGAGUACAACAGAUCUGGGUGUAUGCCUGAAGUGUACUGCCCUACUCCCCCAAGUUCAUCGACACUUCCUGAAUGUCGUGAUUCUACAAAAUUUUAUGCAGGAGAUUAUUCUGCCUACGCCAGCACCAUGGGAUCUCCUCCACAAAUAUACUCAAGUCGUGAUGGUUAUCAGCCGCAAAAGUCAUCCCUCAACUUAGUGAUGCCCAAAACUGUUUCAGCGAAGACCUUAGGACUGCCUCAAUCUUCAAGCCUCCUCGAAGAUGGAUCUAAAGCAAAUCUCCCGUUGACAGUCAGAGAGUUUCCCAUUGGUAAUGGACGCGCAAGAACUCCGCCAAAUAUCUUCCCAAAUGGACAUGUACUCGCCGAAAGGCCGAUAUCGCCAUCGCAGUUGGAAAGAGGAGAUGACGCUCCGGGAUUUCUUCUGGACGGGGAAAGUGCAGGAGCUGGUCAGGGUCUGUUAAACAGUAAUUCAAACACAUCUGUUGACGGGUCAUUGGCCGUACUCGAGCAACGUGUGGCUGAAGCUUGCUCUCUUGUCGAGAGAACGUUGAAAGAAAGACAAGAGAGAGAGAAAUCCAUGAAAGAAACUGAGCGAAAAAGAAAAGAAAAGCGGGAAAGGAAAGAAAAACAAGCACGAGAAAGAAAAGAAAGGGAAGCGAGGGAAGCGAGAGAAACGGAACUCAUGAAUGAAAGAGUAGAAGAGAACUCCACGAGCAGUGGACAAGAAACACCUUCGCAAGACUCGGCUCCUGCUGGGGUUCGACAAUGGCUGUGUGAACAUUAUCAACGGCUCUGCCGUGUCAAGUUUUCAUGCUGCGGAAAGUUCUUUCCUUGUCAUCGUUGUCAUAACAACUCUGGGUGCCCAAAUGACAAUUCCAAAGCAAGAGAGGCGUGUUCUGUUGAGUGCUCUGUUUGUAGCCAUCAACAAGAGAUCAACCAGGACGCCCACACCUGUGCCAGAUGCAAAACAAGGUUCUCAGCAUAUUUCUGCUCGGUGUGUAAACACUUCACAGGGGAAGAUAAAGCUCCUUAUCACUGCGAAAAGUGUGGUAUCUGCCGUAUCUACAAGGACCGCUCCUUCCACUGUGAUGUGUGUAACGUCUGUCUGGACAAACGGCUGGAAGGAAGACAUUCUUGCCGAGCAAAUUCAGGACACGACGAGUGUUGCAUCUGUUUAGAGGAUGCUUUUAGCGGUUGUCAGAUCCUGCCAUGCUCACACAAGGUUCACCGCGAAUGUGCUAUUGCUAUGAUACAGAACGGCGUUCGCAGCUGUCCUAUUUGCCGCCAUCCUUUAUACAGUCAGACUGGAAUGAAUGAGUGAAUUACAACCUCGACUUCAGUGUUCAAAACUCCAAGAAAGGGCAAAUUGUUCCCCAUUGAGAUGUUUUAGAUAGUGUCCUGAUUGACGUAUUCAUUCUUUAUUGUAGCCGU
Molecule: messenger RNA, 3686 nt
Organism: Pocillopora damicornis (cauliflower coral)
Lineage: Eukaryota; Metazoa; Cnidaria; Anthozoa; Scleractinia; Pocilloporidae
Biological process (GO): protein ubiquitination; ubiquitin-dependent protein catabolic process
Cellular component (GO): nucleus
Molecular function (GO): ubiquitin protein ligase activity; protein binding; zinc ion binding
Source: RefSeq, a predicted model, not a curated record